AUGACGACUCACACUGAUGAUCCCGAGGCUGCCGCUCGUGCCACUCUUGCCCUCCUCGAGACCAGGCUCCAUCGCGUGGAGUUUCUGCUCAGUGGUGCGAGUAACAACGAUGGAGUUCCGCCUGCAAUUGCGACUCCACGCUCAGGCAGCGAGACACUAAGGGCAAGAUUGGAUGCUCUCGAGGCUGGAGUUGCAAAACUGAAGAGACUGGCUGGGACUCCAGGGACGGUAAUACGAGAUAUUGAACGUUUGGCAUCCACAUUCCCAGAUCUCUUUGCUCCCACUGUCCCAACACACAACGGUGUAAAGUCGGAAGAGCUGAGCACACUCGCUUCGAUCGUCCUUGCCCAUGCUUCGCUAUAUCCCGAAACCGCCUCCAGAUUGUCCUCGUUGCAGACGCUGCACGUCCCACCAGCAGAGCAAAGUUCCGAACUGGUAUCGUUUGUGCCCAGGCUUAGGCAGCUAGAUCGAGAGGAGCAACGAUUACAAGACGAGGCUCGGGAGCUGCGAGAGCGCAGUGCCAGAUGCCUAGAAUGGUGGGUCAAGGUGGGAGUAGUAGGAAUGGGCAACGUAUGGCAAGACUGGGAAAAACGCAUGGCAGACGUGGAGAGACAUCUCAUACGUUGGGAACGACGAGCAAAGGAAGAGCAAGGAUACCUGUGA
Molecule: messenger RNA, 663 nt
Organism: Cladophialophora carrionii CBS 160.54
Lineage: Eukaryota; Fungi; Ascomycota; Eurotiomycetes; Chaetothyriales; Herpotrichiellaceae
Exons: 2
Coding region: 1-663 (220 amino acids)
Source: RefSeq, a predicted model, not a curated record